Molecule: messenger RNA, 802 nt
Organism: Oppia nitens
Lineage: Eukaryota; Metazoa; Arthropoda; Arachnida; Sarcoptiformes; Oppiidae
Gene: lost
Product: methenyltetrahydrofolate synthase domain-containing protein-like
Exons: 4
Coding region: 31-801 (256 amino acids)
Cellular component (GO): cytoplasm
Source: RefSeq, a predicted model, not a curated record
AACAGGUUAAUAAUAAUAAUAAUAAUAACGAUGACUACCAAAGCAGCGAUUAGGCAUAAAGUUUGGUCCUAUUUGGAGGACAACGAUUUAGCUCUACCUCCCAGACCCGUGUUUGACAGGAUUCCCAACUUUAAGAACUCUGACAUAGCCUGCGAUAGAGUUGUCAAACAAAAGGAGUUUAUUAACGCACGGGUUGUCAAAAUAAAUCCCGACAGACCUCAGCUCAAGGCCCGGUAUCGGACACUGGAGUCUAGAAAAACAUUACUGGUUCCGACCCCUCGUCUCACUAGCGGUUUGUUCAAUGAAAUAAUUGUCAGCGACUAUAGUAAAGAAGCUCUCAGGACCUGUGCCUCAUCGGAAGGGGUCAGAAAUUUUAGUAAACCAAUUGAUUUGCAAUCAAAAAUCACUAUCGAUGUCAUUAUUGUCGGUUCGGUGGCUGUUUCUAUGCAAGGUCACAGAAUAGGCAAAGGCGAAGGUUUUGCCGAUCUCGAGUAUGCAAUGAUGGUCAGUCUGGGCGUAAUAGAUCCACUCAACACACCAGUCAUCACAACAGUUGACGACUCGCAGGUCUUUGACAGUCUACCCGAGAAUCUGUUUGGUGAACACGAUCUGACUGUCGAUAUCAUAGCAACGCCGACACGACUGAUCCGCUGUGAGCCGCGACUAUCGAAACCUAAAGGUAUUAUUUGGUCACUAUUGACACCGCAAAGAUUGGAUGAAAUGCCGAUACUGAAGACAUUCAAAGAUUGGGAAAAAGAUAACAAAAAGACGGGAAAAAAUGUUCAUUUAGUCUCAAAUUAGG